AUGCUCCAUGCCUUGCCACCAGAAUUGUUUUCUAUGGUUUUGGAAUACGUUUGUGCCUGUAUCGCUCGGCUUCAUGACGCUAGGCUAACUACUCAGUUCUACCGAAAUGAGGAUCUGAAAAACCUCUGCUUGGUCUCAAAAGCCUUGCACUCAGCGACUAUACCACGACUAUACCGAUCGAUAGUUCUUUUUUCGAGAAACGAGGAUAAUUUAAGUGACUUGAACUUUGGACCUCUCUUAGAUCGGGGUUCUCGCUAUCUUAAAUUUACAAGGGAGGUCAUUCUGAUCGCGGAGUUCCGUCAAUUACUACGCCAUCGCUGUCAUGACCAUGACUCGGAUGACUCGGAUGACUCGAAUGUCGAAUAUGAUUCCUCCAGCGAUGAAACGGAACUCGAAAAUCAAGAAAUUUCUCGAAGACUUUCUGUUGGGGAAGAUGGAAACGGAGGUAUACCUUGUGACGAGGACCAGGAGAAUCCGCCAAACAACAUAUCCCAGCUAUCAGAGUGGCGCAACGAUCGCUCUGAUAUUUCUUCAAACGGUCAUUCUCAUGCUGACUUCCCUGAUGGAGACUCGGAUGACCUCACGCGGCAAGAAUGGACGCCACAUGGGCAGUUUAUGAAGAUUUUGACGUCAAGAAUACAACCUCUUCUGGAUUUGAUUCCAGAUGGUAGGUUGGAAAGGUUCAGGUACGAGUUCCUUCAUUGA
Molecule: messenger RNA, 705 nt
Organism: Penicillium soppii
Lineage: Eukaryota; Fungi; Ascomycota; Eurotiomycetes; Eurotiales; Aspergillaceae
Exons: 1
Coding region: 1-705 (234 amino acids)
Source: RefSeq, a predicted model, not a curated record